CACAGCAAACAAACCUUUAUUUCCCGGUUCACCGUAUGCUGCGGUUGUGAUUUUUGUUUGAAUUACUUUGAAUUGAAUGGGAAUAAUGCCGAGUUCACACUAGCCUAAGGGUGCAUGCACACCACGUUUUUGCUAUACAGUUUUCUUAUACGUUUUUGUUCUUAAAAAAUGAUGCAACCAGACACCAUUUUUCAAACGUAAAUGAGUUAAAAUUGAAAGAAAAAAAUCUUGUGCAAUGACCAUAUUUUUUACGCAAAUAUAAGCCAUCUUGGACUGCACGUAGAAAGAUGCUCUAAAUCAUCGAUUUCAUUUUUCAAAGAGUGGAGAUACACAACCAUGACAGACCCUUCUUUGAUGGAUCAUAUGACUAGGUUAAAACUGAAACUUUUAGAAAAGAGAUUAGAAAAUGAGCGAGAGAUUGCUGAUGAUUCAUCGGAUAUAGAGCCAGUUACAGCAAGGAGCUAUGAUGGUCAGGAAGAGGCUCUACAAUCUGCACUGCGAAGGAGAAAGGAUCUGCUGCACAAAUUGAGAGAACAACAACUCCUAGAUGAGAUAGCUCGGCCUCAUACCUGGGAAGGAACACGCAGGAAAAAAGUAAAUAUAGAUCAAGUCCCCCCCCUACACGUCUAUCACACAGCGCCACCUCCAGAACCUCCUAUGCGCUAUUUUCCUCCACCACCUCCACCAGAACCACCAAGGAUCAUCCAGCAACAGCUACCCCAACAGCCAGCAACUAUAAUUCAGCAGCUACCUCCACAGCAGCCACUGAUCACUCAGAUUCCACCUCCACAAGCCUAUCAGCCGGCACGCUCAGGCAGCAUUAAAGAAGAUAUGGUGGAGAUGAUGCUGAUGCAGAAUGCCCAAAUGCACCAGAUCAUUAUGCAAAACAUGAUGCUGAAAGCACUGCCCCCUAUGGCUUUGUCACAACCUGCCGGAAAUGCUCCACCAGCGCCACCUCAGUCACACGACCUUCAGAUGGGAAACCCUGUACUCCUGAAAGCAGAGAAGAUCCGUCCAUCAUCGGUACACCAUCACCACCACUAUACACCACCAGGCCUUCCGCCUAAUCCUCCUACAAUGCAGCCAGGAAUGGGAUAUUCAAUGUGGCCUCAAAUGAUGCCUUCAAACACCAUGGGGCAUAUGGGACAAAUGGGAGGAUUUCCUCAAGCAGUGCACCAUGUGACUGGUCCAACUACAACACUUCCAGCAAUGCACAUCAAUGGAUGGAAUCCCAACCAGAGUCCCGAGCGCACUAUAAGACUAUGAGCUGGUCAAGAAAGCCACUUGCUCAGCCAGGAAUUAGCUUUUGAAUUGUCUCAAAGCGAUUCAUGUGGGAAGUCUGAUCAAUGACCACACAGCCAUAGUCUCAUCUAAAGGCAGUAAAAUCUGCUAGGUGUAUCCAUGGAGAGAGUUGCUGGUCAUCAUACCUAAGAGAUACCUCUGAGAAUGUACUUAAAAUGUAAUAACAAAAGCCGUGCACAUGUAAAAGGUUAUGACUAUUUGUUCUAUUUAGAGAUGAGCCAACUUACAGUAAAUUCG
Messenger RNA from Hyla sarda, 1539 nucleotides. It is a transcript of the gene C8H21orf58, whose product is annotated as chromosome 8 C21orf58 homolog. Bases 337 to 1266 code for a protein of 309 amino acids. The record is from RefSeq and is a predicted model, not a curated record. Lineage: Eukaryota; Metazoa; Chordata; Amphibia; Anura; Hylidae. The transcript is spliced from 11 exons.